Messenger RNA from Racocetra persica, 263 nucleotides. NCBI's taxonomy places the organism in Eukaryota, Fungi, Glomeromycota, Glomeromycetes, Diversisporales, Gigasporaceae. The record is from the annotation of a GenBank genome assembly.
AAUAUCUAAAUAAUAAGUUCACUCAAAAUACUCCAUUUGGAAGUUUUAUACUAGAAAAUGAGCUAUUAUCAAAUAAAAAUAUGCAAGCAAUAAAAUAUACUAUAGAUAUAGAAAGUAAAUCUAUGUAUGAUAAAUUUGUAACAAACAAAUCUGUGAAUAAUGAACUCUUGGAAAGUGAACUUGUAGAAUUUGAAGUUGCAAAAAGUGUAGAUGUUGAAGUUGCAGAAAGUAAACGUAUAGAUGUUGAAGUUGAAAGUGAAUAU